CCAAGGGUGUGUUUUUAGAGGGGUACGUAUACUUGUUCUGCAUCACGCACUGCAUGCAUGGAAAAGGGAGUCGGUGUGUGUGUGUAUAGCAGUCGAGGAAGUUCUUUGAGGAGCCGCGAAUAGUGCACCGACAUCGGGACAAGACGCAACAGGCUCCGGUGCUUUAAGAAGAGAAGCCACCGAGAUGCGGAAAACGUGUCUGUAUCGAUGAGGACUGUUUUUGGAGUUUCCUUUUCACGGGGUGUUGUUGGUGAUGAUGAUAUAGGAAGAAAAAGAACACCAUUUGUACCUUAUAGUGUAAUGCGUUAAGAUAAUCUUUACUUUAUAAAGCCGCACAUAUUUUCUCGGUUAUUUGCAGGUAUAUGUGCACGCGCACGCUCACCUGUCUAUAGUUCCUGGUUAUCCGUCUUCACCUGGAGAGGGUGCACUGCUCGGUUUAAGAGCCAGGAAGUAGGAAACCCAAGAUGCUUUUAGACUUCAGAAAAUGAUCCAGGAAUCAUCUCGUAACUUAGAUUGACACGAACCCCCCCUGCUCCGAAAAUACAGUGUUACUCGUGUUUCCGGAGAGGCUCGGUUCCUCUCAUCUUCUGAAACAUGGAGCUCAAGAUGUUCCUCCUGGUCUCGGGGCUCCUGGUGGGCAGUUUGGUGGCCCUCGGAGGGGCCUCGGGCUCUCCAGCGAAGGGAUGCAAAGACAACAAGCCUCCCGUGAUCGAGAAGGACUGUCACGAACCCGCGAAGAACAGAACCGAUAAGAAAGAGAACGAAACCGUGAAGAAGUCCUUCCCGGUUCUGUCUUUAGAUUAUGAAAACGUCCGGCUCCCCUUCGAGAUCUCAUUAUGGGUUCUGAUGGCUUCACUAAUGAAACUGGGUUUCCACCUGAUGCCUCGCUUGUCCUCCAUCGUGCCCGAGAGCUGUCUGCUGAUCGUGGUGGGUCUGCUGGUCGGGGGUCUCAUAAAGCUGGUGGGCGAAGUCCCUCCGGUGCUGGAGUCCAAGAUCUUCUUCUUCUACCUGCUGCCUCCCAUCAUCCUCGACGCCGGCUACUUCCUGCCCAUUCGGCAAUUCACGGAGAACCUGGGCACUAUUCUGAUGUUUGCAGUGGUGGGAACGCUCUGGAACGCCUUCUUCGUGGGUGGUCUUCUGUAUGGAGUUUGCCAGCUCCAGAGCGCUAAUCUGGGGGACGUGAACCUCCUGUCGUGUCUUCUAUUCGGCUCCAUCCUCUCAGCCGUGGACCCCGUGGCUGUUCUGGCUGUGUUCGAGGAGAUCCACAUUAACGAGCUGCUCCACAUCCUGGUGUUCGGAGAGUCUUUACUCAAUGACGCCGUCACUGUGGUGCUCUAUCAUCUCUUCGAGGAGUUCUCCAAUGCCAAUACGAUCACUGCCACCGAUGUGUUUCUGGGUGUGGUGUGUUUUCUGGUCGUGUCGUUGGGUGGCAUCGUGGUGGGUGCCAUCUACGGCAUCCUGGCGGCCUUCACGUCACGCUUCACCUCGCACACGCGUGUCAUCGAGCCUCUGUUCGUCUUCGUCUACAGCUACAUGGCUUACCUGUCGGCCGAGGUGUUUCAUCUGUCCGGCAUCAUGGCACUAAUCGCAUGUGGAGCCGUCAUGCGUCCUUACGUGGAGGCCAACAUUUCCCAUAAAUCCCACACCACCAUCAAGUACUUCCUGAAGAUGUGGAGCAGCGUGAGCGACACGCUCAUCUUCAUCUUCCUGGGAGUGUCGACGGUGGCCGGGCCGCACGAGUGGAACUGGAUCUUCGUGGGGGCGACCCUCUUUUUCUGUUUGGUGGCGCGUGUUCUGGGUGUAAUCGGCUUGACCUUCGUGAUCAACAAGUUCAGGAUCGUCAAACUCACGUCUAAGGACCAGUUCAUCAUCGCUUACGGCGGUCUGAGAGGAGCGAUCGCCUUCUCCCUGGUCUAUCUGCUGAGCUGUGAUCACUUCCCCAGGAAGAACAUGUUCCUCACCGCCAUCAUCACGGUCAUCUUCUUCACCGUGUUUGUGCAGGGCAUGACCAUUCGUCCUCUGGUGGACCUCCUGGCGGUGAAGAAGAAGCAGGAAACGAAGCGAUCUAUUAAUGAAGAGAUUCACACACAGUUUUUGGAUCAUCUGCUAACCGGCAUCGAGGACAUCUGCGGACAUUACGGACACCAUCACUGGAAGGACAAGCUGAACCGGUUCAAUAAGAAGUACGUGAAGAAGUGCCUGAUAGCAGGCGAGCGCUCCAAAGAACCACAGCUGAUCGCCUUCUACCACAAGAUGGAGAUGAAGCAGGCCAUCGAGCUGGUGGAGAGCGGCGGAGGAUCCAAGCUGCCCUCGGCCAUGCCGUCCACCGUCUCCAUGCAGAAUAUCCAGCCCAAGAGGUCCUCUCAGGAGCGUGCGCUGCCGCAGCUCUCCAAGGCUCGUGAGGAAGAGAUCAGGAAGAUCCUGCGCACAAACCUGCAGAAGACACGCCAGAGACUCUACUCGUACAACAGACACACGCUGAUCGCUGAUCCGUAUGAGGACGGCUGGAACGAGAUGCUCAUCAGACGGAAGAAAAUGAAGGAUCUGGAAAAGAAGAUGAACAAUUACCUCACUGUUCCCGCUCCACCAUCUGAUUCUCCGUCCGUCGCUCGAGCUCGACUGACUUCAGACCCUCAAGUAAGAGGCCUCAAGUCCGCCACAAAAAACAUCCCCAGCAUUAAAGUGGACUUCGCCUCACCGCAGAACCCAGAGUCCUUCAGCGUGGAGGAUGAGUUCAGACAGAAGGGAAGCCAGCCGAAGGAGAGCAAGGAGGACGACGGUGGCCUGACCAUGAAAGUCCCCUCUCCUGAGAAACAGAAGAAGGACAAGACUCCUGACGAGGAGCCGCAGCAGCGGUUAAUGCGCUGUCUGAGUGACCCAGGCCCCGCAGCCGAAGAGGAAGACGAGGACGACCCCUUCCUCCCCUGAGAGAGCAGCCGUCUGUCCUCAGGAGGAUCAUUAACUGCUAUAACACAAGACAGAUAUAUAUCAUCUGUAGCAAGCCAAAACGAGAACGUCAGGAAAACCAACCAAAAUAAAGGAGCGAUCAAAAAAAGCCUUUUACUAUUUUUUCUGCUUGUCAUUGUUCUUAUCAUGUGAAGCCUAAAAACUGUCCUCACCGAGCGACGAGGGAUCGAGCUCCGUCAAAUGUCCGGUUCGGAAGCAAAUGUUCCCUUUCCGGCAUUUGCUAUGGAAUAAUAAUAUUCCACACGAGAGGAACAGAUCUAUGCAUAACCAAACAGUCGCUCUGUUUGAAGUCGCUCUCAGGUGAAACUCUUCUCUUGUUGUUCUCAUAAGCAUCGAUGCAUUUCUAGUUCAUGAUGCUUUUGUAUUGAUUCACAUGAAUUGCCUUUGUGCCGAGUGCAUCACUAGUUGUGUUUUACCUCUGGGGAAUUAGACUCAGGAGCAAUAUGACACCGGUCACAUUAUGGCCUUUCUUAUAUUUAUUAUACAGAUGGUGCAUGUCUACAAUGGUUUAUUAUUUCAUCCCUCACACAUAGAGGACCAUUCAAGGCAUGCUCUGUUUGCAGUGCACAUAACAAACCUGAGAAACAACUAUUUACUUAUUGUGAUUGCACAAGAGAUUUACACAUGUAAAGACUUUAUUUUAUACCAAAAA
Molecule: messenger RNA, 3619 nt
Organism: Carassius auratus (goldfish)
Lineage: Eukaryota; Metazoa; Chordata; Actinopteri; Cypriniformes; Cyprinidae
Product: sodium/hydrogen exchanger 1-like
Exons: 12
Coding region: 595-2928 (777 amino acids)
Biological process (GO): regulation of intracellular pH; sodium ion import across plasma membrane; potassium ion transmembrane transport
Cellular component (GO): plasma membrane
Molecular function (GO): sodium:proton antiporter activity; potassium:proton antiporter activity
Source: RefSeq, a predicted model, not a curated record